AUGGGCACCAUACAGAACCCGUAUCUGCUGCACCACAACGUGCUCAGUAUAGAGCCCAUAGCUCCCACACCCGUGCAUGGUGGCCCACGGGAGAAAGGGGCCAUCGGCCGUGGCCUUGCGGCGCGGGGCGGGAGGAGCCGGCUGCGGGCUGCCAUGGCUCUGGGGCUCUCCUCCAAGAAAGCCUCUUCCAGGAACAUCGCCGUGGAGAGGAAAAACCUCAUCACUGUCUGCAGGUUCUCGGUGAAGAGCCUGCUGGACAAGUACACGGCAGAUCCCAUCGACGACUCCUCCGAGGAGUUUGUUAAUUUUGCUGCCAUCCUCGAGCAGAUCCUCAGCCACCGCUUCAAAGGCCCCAUCAGCUGGUUCAGCUCCGAUGGGCAGCACGGCUUCUGGGACUACAUCCGCCUGGCCUGCAGCAAGGUCCCCAACAACUGUGUCAGCAGCAUCGAGAACAUGGAGAACAUCAGCACCUCCAGGGCCAAGGGCCGGGCCUGGAUCCGUGUGGCACUGAUGGAGAAGCGCAUCUCCGAGUACCUGACCACGGCCCUGCGGGACACACGGACCACCAGGCGGUUUUAUGAGGACGGGUCCAUCAUGCUGCGGGAGGAGGCCAUGGUGCUCACGGGGAUGCUCGUCGGGCUCGGCACCAUCGACUUCAGCUUCUGCCUGAAGGGUGAGGUGAUGGAUGGGAAGAUGCCCAUGGUCAUUGACUACACACCCUACCUGAAGUUCACACAGAGGUACGACCACCUGAGCGAGGAGGAGGAGCGGGGCAGCGUGGAGAGCAGCACGAGUGAGGACAGCUCCCCCGACCACCCCUACCUGCCCCUGGUCACUGAUGAUGACAGCUGGUACAACAAGUGGCGCAAGAUGGAGAAGAAAUUUCGCAUUGUUUAUGCCCAAAAGGGGUACCUGGAGGAGCUGGUGAGGCUGCGGGAGUCGCAGCUGAAGGACCUGGAGGCGGAGAACAAGCAGCUGAAGCUGCGCCUGGAGGAGGUGAUGGUGCAGAACCAGCUGGAGAAGAGGGAGCUGGAGGGUGUCAUCCUGGAGCUGCAGGAGCAGCUGACAGGGCUGAUCCCCUGCGAGAACCCACAGCUGGCCCAGGCCUCCAAGGAGAUGGUGACACCUCUGGUGAACCAGUGGCCCUCGCUGGGGACCCUCAACGGCAACGAGAGCAGCUCGGACAGCAAGUUCUACAGGAGGAACAGCUUCGUGAGCACCGACCAGCUCUCGGCCGAGAACAGCCUCAGCUCCGACUCCCAGUGCCUGGGCGAGGGCAAGCGCGAAGGCGAGCCCUGGGGGCCCUUGGGGAAGGACCCCACGCCCUCCAUGCUGGGGCUCUGCGGUUCCCUGGCCUCCCUGCCCAGCUGCAAGUCCCUGGCCAGCCUCAAGUCCAACGAGUGCCUGGUGAGCGACAGCACCCAAGCCAGCCCCACCCGCAGCCCCAGCUGAGACCCCCGGCCCCCUCGCCGCCCCACGGCCCGGCUGCCCAGCCCACGGCAGAGGACUGAUCUCGCCACCCCGGGACC
This is a messenger RNA of Apus apus (common swift), 1529 nucleotides long. RefSeq names its product RUN domain containing 3A (gene RUNDC3A). Gene Ontology annotation, cellular component: cytosol. The record is from RefSeq and is a predicted model, not a curated record. The transcript has 12 exons. The coding region runs from base 1 to 1452 and encodes 483 amino acids. Lineage: Eukaryota; Metazoa; Chordata; Aves; Apodiformes; Apodidae.